AUGGCCCGAGUAAAAUUCUUAUCAUCUGGACUAAAAGUCCUGAAGAAGAUGAGUCUGUCCUUUAUUGAUCCUGAAUUAGACCGAAAGUUAAACGAUAUUGACGAAUUUAUCAUGGAGCAGAGUGGAAACGAUGUUGCAGUUGAGUAUAACAACACCAACCGAAUUUUGACCGCACAAAUCAGAGAAGCAUCAUUAGGUAGGUCAACAGCUCUGUUUCUGUUAGCCACUGCAAAGAUAAGUUUAUGAACUAUAAGCAAACUUGCACCGCCUUUUUGGGUUUAGUAUCUCCCUAAAUUACCAUUUUGAAAACGGAGGAAAAUUUAUUUGGCCUUAGAACGAUGUAAACUAAAAGUAAUCAAAUAUAUGACUGAAACUAGCUCCACUACAACUCCACAAUGCAGAAAACGAGACAAGGUGAAGCAAAUAUUUUAAAUCCCAAAACAAAAGGAACCAAAUGAAAUUUCCCGUGAUGGCCCAUUAUUUACUGACGGGUUUGGGACGUUCCAUAAUACAAAGGGAAUUGUAAGUGGUGGUUUCUUUGCCCAAGCCAAGUCUGUCCGUGCUCUAGUACCAACGAAGAAAUUCCUUCUUAAUCCGAAAGUAAUGCUCUUGCUUUUAUUUAAGAGGUUUUAACAGUUCCUGUUGAACAUGUCUGCUCGACCCUUUUCCAGGGUAGCUGA
Messenger RNA from Pocillopora meandrina, 680 nucleotides. NCBI's taxonomy places the organism in Eukaryota, Metazoa, Cnidaria, Anthozoa, Scleractinia, Pocilloporidae. The record is from the annotation of a GenBank genome assembly.